Messenger RNA from Paramecium tetraurelia, 1008 nucleotides. RefSeq lists its product as uncharacterized. Lineage: Eukaryota; Ciliophora; Oligohymenophorea; Peniculida; Parameciidae. The record is from RefSeq and is a predicted model, not a curated record. The transcript is spliced from 5 exons.
AUGAAAUACUUAAUAGUAGCUACACUAAUCUUAUUCACUACCGCUGAGUAAAUCAAGUGCCCACUUGAGAUAGACACUUCAGUAUCUUGUACCAAAGAAAAUAGACUUACAUGCGCAUAUUCAUCCGAAGGAUACCAAUUAGGAACUUUUGAAAAUCCUUGUUUUGCUUGUAGAGCUGAUAAAGCAAGUUAUUAUGAAACUGAUGCAUGUAAGUUGGAAUCAGCACCCUCAUAGCCAUAAAGUUCAGAUUCUGGAAAUUCUUCAUCCACCACCUCAAAAGGAAACACCAUAAUCAAAUGUGAUAUGCCAAAAUCUGAUAGUCCAAUAUGUCCAGCAGUUUAUAAACCUACUUGUGGAUUGUUCAAUGCUAGUAUUCAAUGCUUUAAAGCUCCUUGUGGAAAAUCAUUUGGAAAUGAAUGUGAAGCCUGUUCAGACAAAAGUGUUGAUUCAUAUUUUUAUGGAGAUUGUGAUGAAGUGCCUUAAGAAGAUCCAUAAAAUCCACCUGAUGAUAGUAUCACCUAUUGUACAGAACCUAGACCUGAGAUUUGUACUGCUGAUUAUACAGACACUUGUGCUUUCCUCUCAACUCCAUGUUUUUCAGAUUCUUGUUUGAGAUCUGCUGGAAACUUUUGUGAUGCUUGUUCUAAAAAAGAUGUGGUUGGAUACGUUAAACAAUCUUGUGAUAAAUACAAAUAAAUAUACACCUAAUAUCCAAGCAAUCUUGAUGACAAAGAUCCUUAAACUUAGACUGAAGAGGAAGCCUAAGAUUUAGAUUCAUAAAACUAAGAAACAUCAAAACAAUGUGGUACCAAGCCAAGUUCUUGUGACAAUGUUGUGAAUGAAGUGUGUGCAACCUAUAAAUGCAAUGACGCCACUUGUCAAAAAGAAUAUUAAAAUUCAUGCUAAGCUUGCUUAGAAACAACAACUAUUUCAUAUAUUUAGGGUAAGUGUUAAACUCUAUCUGGAACCAUCCUGGGUUUGGCCUUAUUAUUACAACUAAUCAUAUGA